GUUGGGGUGUGUGUGAGCUGUCGUUAGGGCCAUUAGAGCUGGUGGUCUCCUUCAGGGCUCGGUGCCGCGUCCAGGGAGGCCGCCCCGUGGGAAGCUGGCCGCCCGGAGCCACUCCGUGGGGCUGGGACUGUGCAGCGUGAUGCUCAACCCCGAUAUGGCCGGUCCCUCUUGAUGGAUGGGCAUUACCGCAGAAUCGCUAAGGAGGCAGUAGAGAAUGUCCUUCCGUGGAAGAGGAGGAGGAGGUGGUGGAGGACGAGGAGGUGGCGGAAGAGGUGGAGGCGGCUUUAAUCGUGGAGGAAGCGGCGGUGACAGAGGCGGCUUUAAUCGUGGUGGACGAGGUGGCUUUGGACGGGGAGGUGGACGGGGAGGCUUCAACAGAGGCGGAUAUGACCAGGGCCCUCCGGAGAGGGUAGUUUUACUGGGAGAGUUCAUGCAUCCCUGUGAAGAUGAUCUUGUUUGUAAAUGUAAAACAGAAGAAAACAAAGUGCCUUAUUUCAAUGCACCGGUGUACUUGGAUAAUAAAGAACAGAUCGGCAAAGUGGAUGAAAUUUUUGGGCAGCUACGAGACUUUUAUUUUUCAGUGAAGCUGUCUGAGAACAUGAGAGCCUCUUCAUUCAAAAAAAUGCAAAAGUUUUACAUUGAUCCAGCAAAGCUGCUACCCCUUCAGAGAUUUUUGCCAAGGCCUCCUGGAGAAAAAGGUGCCCCUCGAGGAGGUGGUAGAGGAGGACGUGGUGGAGGACGUGGAGGAAGAGGUGGUGGUAGAGGAGGAUUCGGAGGAGGAAGAGGUGGUGGAAGAGGAGGAGGAGGAUUUAGAGGAGGCGGAGGAAGAGGUGGGGGAGGAGGAGGAUUCAGAGGAGGAAGAGGCGGUGGAGGAGGUUUUAGAGGGAGGGGACAUUAAAAAUGGAUCAGUGAGAAUCUUCCUGCUGACUUACCACAUUAUCUGCAGAAGUGAAGAGCAAGGAAAAAGAUAUAAAAGACCAUGAAAAAGUUGUCUGUAAAGAACUGGAAGCUACGAAAUGACAGCUAAUGGCUGCUUGUCAACACGUGAACAGAGUUCUUGGCAAAGAAUGGAAGUCUGCUCAGGACAUGCUUGAAGUUUUUUUAACUAAGACAAGGUUCAGUGUUGUUCAUAAAUUGUUUCUUAGCCAGUGCUUGACUUCAUGUUGGAGUCUGGGUUCACUGCAUGCACAUUUGUCGGUAUGAACUUGCUACCCAUGUGUGACUUGGGUAAGAUCCCUUGUUCUCAUUGUUUUAUAUGGAAUCUUUUGGGUCACCCUAAAAAGGACAUGCUGUUUAAAUAACCUUUACAGACCAUUUUUUACAAACUAAACUUCAGAUUUUUUUUUGUCAUUAGAACUUUUCUUAAUGCAUAAUAAUAAAUAUGAGGGAAGGAAGAUAGCAAAGAUUAUUUUGUAGAUUCUUCUCUCUGAAUCUUAAUGAAAGCCAAAGGCAUUAAGACACAUUCUUAGAAGAUAUUAUCUGAUAAGGAAUACAGUGUAAAUUCUGUUGUUAGGUCACCUCACUGUAUCUAAUUUCACUGAUAAUAAAAUUGCUAAGAAUUUUUAA
This is a messenger RNA of Coturnix japonica (Japanese quail), 1566 nucleotides long. RefSeq names its product GAR1 ribonucleoprotein (gene GAR1). Gene Ontology annotation, molecular function: box H/ACA snoRNA binding. The record is from RefSeq and is a predicted model, not a curated record. Gene Ontology annotation, cellular component: box H/ACA snoRNP complex. Gene Ontology annotation, biological process: snoRNA guided rRNA pseudouridine synthesis; ribosome biogenesis. NCBI's taxonomy places the organism in Eukaryota, Metazoa, Chordata, Aves, Galliformes, Phasianidae.